AUGGUGGUACUGAGUCGCGUUGGGUCGCCGACGAUGUCAGCGACUGUUGCCGGCAACCAGCAACAGCAACAUCCGCAUCAAGAAUGGGACAUCAACGACUCGAACGUGCCAAGGGUGGUAGAGUAUGAUCCCUGGUGCGAAUGGGCGGACGGCCAUGUAAGAAGAGUGUACGGGCCAGAUUGCGAGGAAGCGAGAAGACACGCAUCCGGAUGGGCGAUGAGGAACACGAACAAUCACAACGUGAGCAUCUUGAAAAAAUCUUGCCUCGGUGUGCUGGUCUGUUCGCAAGAAUGCAUACUACCUGGCGGCGGAAGGGUUCACCUUCGACCGGCAAUUUGUGACAAGGCAAGGAAAAAGCAACAAGGGAAACCGUGUCCCAAUAGACAAUGCACGGGUCGGUUGGAAAUACUUUCGUGUCGCGGCCAUUGCGGUUACCCUGUAACGCAUUUCUGGCGACAUACCGAGCACGCGAUAUUUUUUCAAGCCAAAGGACAACACGAUCAUCCGCGACCAGAAGCAAAAUCCACGUCCGAGGCGAGACGAAGCGUGGGUGCCGGCAGAAGGGUACGAGGACUGGCGGUCCUUCUCGCAAACGAAGCUGCUUUGGGUUCCAAAUUAAUGUCACUACGUGGAACGAAAAGAUCGAAUUCGGAAGCAAUCGAGCAACCGCCAAGAACGACGCAGCCACCGCCACUGAUACCGGAUAAAGGAUACUCGUGUUCCUGCCCACCAUUCGAAUGCAUGUGCGGCCUACAGAACAACGUCUCGGCUUAUCAACAGUCUCAUCAUCAAACAACCAUGUAUCCCCAACAAACGGCCUCGAACGACACCCCCUACUGGCUCCAAGACACCGUCCCAACCCAAGAGACCGCGCUGGGCUACAAUCUCCCCAAUCAAGUGUCUCAAGAGGCCUCCUACCCCGAUUUUCCCCCGUUCACCGGAGAAUUGCUCCAACCGGAAGAGAUCUUCCAGCUGGAUCAACCCCUGAGACCCGAAUUCUCCAUGAAUUCUCAAGAAGUGGCCAGAUCACCGCCCACCUUGCUCGAUCUUGGAAGCGGUACCAUAAAGUACGAGAUGAAACAGCACCAGGACCAAGCUUACUGGAACCAAUUUCUCAGCGAGGACUCGAGCAGCAGUCACUUGAGCAUACCCCAAGACGAGAGGCUACAAUUUCCCAAUUUCGAGACGGAGAAAGACCCUGCGAACGGGUUUUGCGCCAAGAGACCGGUGAAUCAAUUCGUCCCUGAAAAAGAGGGGAAUCAGAAUAAUAAUAAUAAUAAUAAUAAUAAUAAUCAUCAUCAUCAUCAUCAUCAUCAUCAUCAUCAUCAUCAUCAUCACCAGUUGAACAAUCCUUUAAACUUCCAAGAUUAUCAACGUCACCCGAAGAAUUUCGUGGAGGAUGGUGGGGUGAAGAGCGCGGAUCAAGAAACGAACUAUUGGACCCAAAAUCACCAGGACGAUCGCCUGAACUUCCCCGACUUCGAUCCUCGCAAGGAGGAGGAGCUGUUGCCCUCGAGACGUGACGUGAACUGUUUUCCAAAAGAGAACUGCCAGCCAGGAUUGAUGGACAGACCGAGUUACAACGUCUACCCGAAAAAGGAGAACGGGAUUACGGUCGACUCGUCACGCCCCAGUCGCAGCCCUAUGGAGAAUAAACAUUAUUCGUUCAACGACGGUUACAGCCAUCAGAUGUUCGAGCAAUCGGAUAACGCGAAGAAUCACCAAUUGGCCAAUCGAAUACCUGAUCAGAACACGAAUCGAAUGGUCCUCGACGAGAGGUUGCAGAAUAAUUACGGUGGCCGCGAAACGAAUCCCGACACGAGCGAAAGAUUGUUCCCCGAUCCGAGCGGGAUGGACGCCUCUAUACCCGCCCAAAACAGCCCCGAACCCUUCUUCUACCCCAGCAACGAUCGUUGCCAUUACACUUGCGAGGUGGUGGACACGCGGCUACCCCAGAUGGCCAUCGCGAACGCGGCAGGGACCCAGGCCAACGGGAUGAACAAUUACGGGGACGUGACCGAUCUGGAUCUUCCACCGUUCGUCGACUACACCCUCGUCGGGAUGCUGUGCUCCACCGAGGAGGACACGUCGAGCUUGCUACCUAGUUGCCCCCAAAAUUCGCACAGCUACGUCCCCCAUCAUUAG
Molecule: messenger RNA, 2145 nt
Organism: Apis laboriosa (Himalayan honeybee)
Lineage: Eukaryota; Metazoa; Arthropoda; Insecta; Hymenoptera; Apidae
Product: transcription factor mef2A-like
Exons: 6
Coding region: 1-2145 (714 amino acids)
Biological process (GO): gliogenesis; regulation of transcription by RNA polymerase II
Cellular component (GO): nucleus
Molecular function (GO): RNA polymerase II cis-regulatory region sequence-specific DNA binding; DNA-binding transcription activator activity, RNA polymerase II-specific
Source: RefSeq, a predicted model, not a curated record